AUGUUACUAUGCGGUCAUAAAUGUCCGCGAAAAUGCCAUCCAAUUCCGCAUUCUCAAGAACGAAAUCGUUACCAGUGCGAAGAAGAUUGUCAAAGGAAAUCAAAAGAGAAUUAUAAAAACAAAAAAUCCUCACAAGACUUUAAUGAAUGCCCACAUCCUUGCAAACGCAAGUGUUACGAAUGUUACGAAGAAGGUAGUUGUGGUGCCUGCGAAGAAGAUAUCAAAUGGAAGUUUACUGGCUGUGGCCACGAUAAAACUAUUAAAUGCCACGAGAGACGACUACACAGACUUUGCGAAGAACUUGUACCGAGCGAUAAGCUGAAAUGUGGGCAUACAAUCGAAAAAAUACCUUGUCAUCAACGGCAUAAUGUGGAUGAAUAUAAAUGUAGAAAAGCUAAAGAUGUCGAAAUUCCAGGAUGCGGACAUGUUGCUCGAGUCCCAUGUUUUGUAACAAAUCCGGAGUGCACAAAACGUUGUGGCUACAAAUUAUCUUGUGGUCAUGAAUGCGAAGGAGGAUGUGCAGCGCACAAAAAUUAUAUACACAGAAGAAGUGAUUGUAAGCGUGAGUGUCCCAAGACUCUUAUUUGUGGGCAUAGAUGUAUUAAUGGGUGUGCAGAACCGGAUCAACAUUCCUCUUCAUGUAUGGAAGAGUGCACUUAUAAAUGUUUACAUGGUAUGGAGUGUCCAUUCCAAUGUUAUGAACCAUGUUUCGAAUGUUUGGAGGAUUGUCCGUUGAAGUGCAAGCACGGCCAAUGCACUAAAAAGUGCUUCGAAGAUUGUAAUCGAUAUCCAUGCAACAAAUCAUGUACUGAAACUUUAGAUUGCGGACAUCCCUGUAACGGACUGUGUGGAGAACCAUGUCCUCCCUGUAAAAAGUGCAACCCUACUAUUGAGUGUCCUAUAACUUUAACAAAAAUUGGAGAGUUUUCCGAUGAUGAACGAUGCUAUAUGCUUCCUGAUUGUCGUUGCGUCUUUAUGGUUGAUGCUUUAGAUCAAUAUUUCAAAGAUAAACCAUCAGUUAAUGGACAUCUAGUAAUUAAGUUGUGGGACUGUCCAUGUUGCAAAAAACUUGUCUACACGGCUGGAAGGUAUAACAAGUUUAUAAAGGAUGCAGUCCGUAUGUGGAACGUCGUUAAAUUACAAAAAAAGCAAAAUGAACUUACCGAAGAAGAAAAGGAACAAAUUAUUCAGGCAAUGGAUAGUGAGAUCCAAGAGCUUUAUGGAGAUGGAGAUAAUGUUACGGGUCAUUGGUUCUGUUGUCCCAAUGGCCAUCCUUAUUAUAUCGGUGAGUGCGGAGGAGCUACUCAACGAUCAGUCUGUAAUGAUUGUGGUGCAAUAAUUGGUGGCACAGGUCAUAUAGUUGUUCCUUCAAAUUCUUUCUAUGGAGAAUUUGAUGGAAGUGCUGCCCCGGCAUAUCCUGGGCAACCUGGAAGGCAACCAAAUCGAUAA
Dentiscutata erythropus is the source of this 1449-nucleotide messenger RNA. The record is from the annotation of a GenBank genome assembly. Lineage: Eukaryota; Fungi; Glomeromycota; Glomeromycetes; Diversisporales; Gigasporaceae.